AUGGCAGAAAGAUUUGUUACGUUUGACAUUAGAGAAGUGGAAAAAUUUAUUGACAACGAAGAGAACAGUAACACGCGAAAAAAGACGAAAAAUUGCAUGGCUCUACUGAGUUCUCUCAUGGCAAAGGAAAAGGAGAAUAGACAAGUUGAAGAGAUACCUCCACAAGAACUGGACAAUUAUUUAAGCAGAUUCCUACUUUCUGUGAGAAAGAAGAACGGAGAUGAGUACGAGCCUUCAACUCUACGUGGCUUUAUAGCAUCGAUUGAGCGUUAUCUCAAAAAAUGCCGCUACAGUGAAUCGGUUAUCACGGGGAAGAACUUUGCGAGAACAAGAGAUGCACUCAAAUCAAAACAAAAACAUUUGAAACGGCUGGGGAAAGGAAACAAGCCAAAUGAAGCAUCCAGUCUAACCCCAGAGGAAAGAGACAUUCUUUUCAGACGAAAAGAAAUGGGUUUCAGCUCUCCAAAAGCCCUCAUCAACACGCUCUGGUUAAAUAAUUGUAUGCAUUUUGGUCUACGCGGAGGGAAGGAGCAAAGGGAGUUAAAAUGGGGCGACGUGGUUUUGAAAACCAAUCCUUUUGGAAAGGAAUACCUCGAAUACUGUACCGAAAGGCAAACCAAGACACGGCCUGGAGAUAAUCCAUCGAACGUGAGGAAGGUCAAACCAAAAAUGUAUGAGCAACCUUCACUUCCACCAGAACGAAACCCCGUGUUUGUGUACAAGUUUUACAAGGCAAAACGACCCAAUGAAACUCUCGUAGAGGACGCGCCAUUUUAUCUGGCAGUUAAUCAUGUCAGUAGUGAGUAGUGAGCAGUAAUCAUGUCAGUAGUGAGCAGUAAUAACAAUAUUACAACACCAGCUUGUAAAAGGAACUCUGGCCUUAGAAAGUUUCACUCAAGCGCUUGCCGUUUGUGGAACGCCCUUGAUCCCGAACCUAAGACACUCUCCCAUACUAAUUUUAAAAAUUACUUAUUUAAACUUUACCGCAGUAUGAUUUCUUUUCUUGAUAUUUUAAGAUUUGUAAAACCUUUUAGUUUCAUUAGUAGUCAAUUAAUCAAUAUUGUAUUAAUAGCAGUUCAUUAUGUAAUUUUAGUUGGUAGAUUAUAUAGGUAGUUAAUUAAUUAAUCGAUACAUUUUAUUACUUUAAUUGUAGGAGGGCCAUUAUGAAAACUACUGGGUGACCAGUAAUCAAUGUCUUUACCCUCGUUAAAUAAAGUUAUUACUUACUUACUUACUAGCAGCUAGCCUUCCCUGACACAAAGUGGUUUAAGCCACAGCCAAUGGGAGUGAACAAACUGAAUUCUCUGAUGAAAGAGUGCGCUGCAGCGGCCGGUAUUGGUGAAAACAAACGCAUUACCAAUCACAGUGGCCGUAAAACACUGACACAAACACUGUUGAACCACGACGUUCCGCCAACGCAAAUCAUUCAAGUUACGGGCCACAAAAACCUCCAGUCUGUGAAUAAUUAU
This is a messenger RNA of Porites evermanni, 1469 nucleotides long. The record is from the annotation of a GenBank genome assembly. NCBI's taxonomy places the organism in Eukaryota, Metazoa, Cnidaria, Anthozoa, Scleractinia, Poritidae.